Manis pentadactyla (Chinese pangolin) is the source of this 2973-nucleotide messenger RNA. RefSeq names its product transmembrane protein 127 (gene TMEM127). Gene Ontology annotation, cellular component: membrane. Gene Ontology annotation, biological process: negative regulation of cell population proliferation; negative regulation of TOR signaling. The transcript is spliced from 4 exons. NCBI's taxonomy places the organism in Eukaryota, Metazoa, Chordata, Mammalia, Pholidota, Manidae. The record is from RefSeq and is a predicted model, not a curated record. The coding region runs from base 222 to 938 and encodes 238 amino acids.
AGACAGAGGUGUAGGAAGCCGGAAGUGGAUCGACCCCGGGUCGGUCCGGGCGUUGCGGAUUUGGGGCCUGGGUUCGCUCGACCCGGGGCAGCUGAAGAGCCCAUAACGGGACGGAGCGGCGUCAUCCCGGCCCCGAGACCUGCUGACUGGCAGGCUGUGCGCCCCGCUGAGGUCGGCGGCGACCAGGAGCGACCGCGGAGCGACGGCGGGCGUCGCCGGGCAUGUACGCCCCCGGAGGCGCAGGGUUGCCCGGCGGGCGCCGGCGGAGGAGCCCGGGAGGCAGCGCUCUGCCCAAGCAGCCGGAGCGUAGCCUGGCCUCGGCCCUGCCUGGCGCCCUGUCCAUCACGGCUCUGUGCACUGCCCUCGCCGAGCCUGCCUGGCUGCACAUCCACGGUGGCACCUGUUCCCGCCAGGAGCUGGGGGUCUCCGACGUGCUGGGCUACGUGCACCCGGACCUGCUGAAAGAUUUCUGCAUGAACCCCCAGACAGUGCUGCUCCUGCGGGUCAUUGCCGCCUUCUGCUUCCUAGGCAUCCUGUGUAGUCUCUCUGCGUUCCUUCUGGAUGUCUUCGGGCCCAAGCAUCCAGCCCUGAAGAUCACCCGUCGCUAUGCCUUUGCCCACAUCCUCACAGUUCUGCAGUGUGCCACCGUCAUCGGCUUUUCUUACUGGGCUUCUGAACUCAUCCUGGCCCAGCAGCAGCAACACAAGAAGUACCAUGGUUCCCAGGUGUAUGUCACCUUUGCCGUUAGCUUCUACCUGGUGGCGGGAGCUGGUGGAGCCUCAAUCCUGGCCACGGCUGCCAACCUCCUGCGCCACUACCCCACGGAGGAAGAGGAGCAGGCACUGGAGCUGCUGUCAGAGAUGGAGGAGAAUGAGCCCUACCCAGCAGAGUAUGAGGUCAUCAACCAGUUCCAGCCGCCCCCAGCCUACACACCCUAAUGGCAGCCCUUCCCCCACACUGCAGGGCCUCCCCAACCUGGAGGAGCUCCUUUCCCCAGGAGGCCUCCCUGGCAGGAUCCUGACCAUCUUCACCAAACCUUCUCCAGGAGAGACUCUGCCUUUAGGGCUGUUCAUGUAUUCCUGCUCUGGAAACCCGGGAUUCACUGAUUUUAUGUAAUGCACUGUCUUCCCUCUCACCACCUUCCUCUCCCGUCAUGGUCGCCAGUCAUUACAACCAGGGACUUUGCUUGGGGAGCUGCUCGCAGUGGACAGUCCCAAAUAGAAGAGUGUCAACAGGGCCCAAGGGGAUGGGGACUGUACCCUGCAGUCUCACUUCAUAACAGUCAGCCUUUGUUUGAUAGCUGUAGCUCUGGGCUGACCCCCACCCCCCUAAUCCUCAGAGUGCCCCAUUUCCAGGCCCCCACUCUGAGGAAUUCUCUGCACUUUAGUCUUUGGACUCUCCAUCAUGUAUGUUUUGGUUUUGUGGGGAGAAGGAAUUGCUUUUGGGAAGCAGAGCAGGUGCUCCCUGUGCCUGUCCUCACUCUGGUGGUGGAGCCAGGCAAGGAGAGCAGCACCUGGCGUGGGCCUGAUGCCUCCAGGUGCCCAUAAAGGAUCAGAGUGAAGGGGCUGAUUCUCCCUGGCCCCUUCACCUUUUAAAAUGCCAGUGGCUUUAAAAGGAAGAAGAAAACACAAGCAACAGCAACUACUCUCUUUAGACUAGCAACAAGACUGUUGUCAUUUUUCAGAUAUUUAUUCUUGGCUCUGCAAUGUUUUGGACUGCAGCCCCUUCCAGCCCAUAGGAGUUCCUCCCUGAAUUUCUCCCAGAAUGCAGCCCUCUCCCCUUCCUCUCUCCCUCCCAGGGACCAGUGUCUCCCUGGGGCCUUCCUGUGGAACCAGAGCCUCAGCCCAGGAGGCUGAGGACUGUGGCCUGGCUGGCUGGCCAGCGUGGUGCUCCUCAGGACUGUGGCACUGAGAUGUAACCUGGCCUCCGUGCAGGAACAGGGGCCACAGCAGGGCGGGAAACCCACUACUCCACCGAGGAACCACAACCAGCAGGGCCCCAUUGCGGAGGUGUCAGACGCACCCUGUCAGGCUAGUAGGUCCAGCUGUGUCCUUCAGACUCAGUGUGUCCCCUAGACUGUGACUUGGGCAGCAGCUUGUGGCAUGCCCCCUCUCCUUGAAUGUCCUCUGGUCUUACAGAGUGCCAUUGGCUCUGUCUUGCCCAGCCGUCACUCUCAAUGUCCUGUCUGACAGACAUGGCUCUGGGUCUGGCUGAAUUCUCUGUCCUGAAAUCAGGGGUGUAAAGUGGGAGAAACUUGAGAGGCCUUCAUUGUGGAUCCGGAUGGCCAAGCUUCUUUGGGAUCACCGUCCAAUGCUGAGCUGAAAAACAGACGGGUCCCAGUCUCCUAUCCCCUUCCACAGACAGUGGAGCAAGGCUGGGGAAUAGACACCGUUGUUGAACAGUGUCUAGAAAGGGACCGUUAUGUCCCUUGUCCUUCUUCAGCCAGACUGCCUGGGGAUGUCUGGAUGCCUGUGUGGGAGGCGAAGACCAUGUCCAGAUAUGAGGGAGUGACUGCCUGGAAUUCACUGGGAUGCCGAAGUGUGUCCCGUGGUCACUUUCACACCCUUCCAGACACUUCUCUUAGGCAAGAAAGACUCCCAUAUGAUACCUUAGCACAAAGCCAACGAGCUAAUAAAUUAAGUCUUCUCUUUCUGUAAAUCCAAAUUUGUUUCUGGCGGGUCUCCAGAGUGUGGCCAGCUCUCUGUGGGUGUCUGAGCAGGCAGACCAGGAGACCGGGUACCAAACACGCAUGCCAAAGUGAUCAGUCAUCUCAUGAGGACCAAAUGUGACUCUAUGGACCAUUCCACGUGAUUUGGAACCCACUUUUUAUUCACUUCCCUUGCCUCUGGCCUUUCUCUCUUCCCCUGCCAUCCUGACACUGAUUUGUCAUAUAAAUUCCCCUGAUUGUGUUUUUUUUUUUUCUAGGAAAAAAAUUAAAAAAAAAAAAAUAGAAACCACAAAUAAUAAUGUAAA